Molecule: messenger RNA, 1326 nt
Organism: Manihot esculenta (cassava)
Lineage: Eukaryota; Viridiplantae; Streptophyta; Magnoliopsida; Malpighiales; Euphorbiaceae
Exons: 2
Coding region: 75-1034 (319 amino acids)
Molecular function (GO): zinc ion binding
Source: RefSeq, a predicted model, not a curated record
UGUAGGGACUCAUUGAUGCUGUCAAAAAUAUAUUUUCCAAUGCAUCUCAUAGAGUUUGUUGCAGGCAUUUAUACAUGAAUUUCAAGAAAGAGUUCCCUGGACUGAUGCUCAGAGAUGAUUUUUGGAAUGCUGCAAAGAGUACUCAUUGUUAUGAGUUUUGGCUUCACAUGAAGAAUUUGAAGCCCAAGCGAGAUCAAAAGCCAUAUGACUGGUUGAUCAACAUACCAUUCAGUCAAUGGACUAGACAUGCAUUCUGGCCUGAAGCUAAGUGUGACAAUUACACUAACAACAUGACCGAAUCAUUCAAUGCAUGGAUAGUGAAAUUGAGAGGUUUGCCUAUUAUCAAUAUUAUUGAAUCUAUUAGGCAGAAAUGUAUGGUUAGGUUGCAUAGAAGAUUUGCUAAAGCUCAAACAUGGGAAGGGAUAGUUACACCAAGAACAAAGAAAGUAUUGAAUAAAAUCAUUACUGCCAGUAGGUUUCUUAAGUUGCUCCCUGGUAGAAAUGAAGAGUAUGAGGUUCAUGAGGGUCCAUGUAGGUUUGCUAUUAGUUUAGCUAAAAGGACAUGCAGUUGUGGAUGGUGGGAUAUAAGUGGUUUACCAUGCAAGCAUGCUGCUAGAGCAAUUGCAUAUGUUAGGGGCAAUAUUGAAGAGUUUUGCCAUGAAUAUUACACUGUGCAGUGCUAUUCAAGAGUUUAUGCAAGUGCCAUACAUCCUGUUCCUCAAGCUGAGCUUGAACCUGAUAAUGAACACCCAUCAAUAUUGCCACCUCCUUUGAGGAGGCAACCAGGAAGGCCAAGGAAGGCUAGAAAGAGAGAUGAGAGUGAACCACCAGCAAGAGGAAGGAGGACAGCAACUGUCACUUGUGCUAGGUGCUUACAAACAGGCCACAAUAAGAGAACUUGUCAAUAUGCUGCUGUUGGGGCAAAUAUGGCUGCAAGUCAAAAGAAGAGAAAACACACUACUGCAUCAGGUGCGGGGACUUCAAGAGGGGUUAAUACUAAUCAAGUGGGAUCAAGUGGUGGACCAACUAUCUAAAGGAGCCUUUGGAAUAUCAAAUGAACUUUUUGAGAAUGUUGUUAGUUGAUGGGAUAUAAUUUGUACAUUUUGGGAAAACAUGUAUUUUGGGGCAUUGGAUUGAGCUUUUUGUCUAUUUGGAAAUAUUGUAAAUCUGUGCACAGAUUCUUUUUUGGGAGUUUAUCAUAGAUAUUGGUACAGUGCUACAGAUAUUGGCCUUACUUGAUCAUUAAAAUGGCAGUAAUAGAUGUAUGACAUUGUAAUGAUCAAGUCUGAUUUUGUAAAGUCUCAUUUUGUAAUACAUAUUUGAACA